This is a messenger RNA of Octodon degus (degu), 1601 nucleotides long. It is a transcript of the gene Pithd1, whose product is annotated as PITH domain containing 1. NCBI's taxonomy places the organism in Eukaryota, Metazoa, Chordata, Mammalia, Rodentia, Octodontidae. The record is from RefSeq and is a predicted model, not a curated record. The transcript has 6 exons. Bases 88 to 723 code for a protein of 211 amino acids. Gene Ontology annotation, cellular component: nucleus.
CGACGCGGCGGACGCGGCGCUUGGCGGCCGGAGCGGAGCGAACGCGGCGUGGCGGUGCCAGAGGGACGCUCGGGUGGCGGCGUCGCCAUGUCGCACGGGCACAGCCACGGCGGAGGCGGUUGUCGCUGUGCAGCCGAACGCGAGGAGCCGCCAGAGCAGCGCGGCCUGGCCUACGGCCUGUACCUGCGCAUCGACCUGGAGCGGCUGCAGUGCCUCAACGAGAGCCGCGAGGGCAGCGGCCGCGGCGUCUUCAAGCCGUGGGAGGAGCGGACCGACCGCUCCAAGUUUGUUGAAAGUGAUGCAGAUGAAGAGCUUCUGUUUAAUAUUCCAUUUACGGGCAAUGUCAAGCUCAAAGGCAUCAUUAUAAUGGGAGAGGAUGAUGACUCACACCCCUCUGAAAUGAGACUGUACAAGAACAUUCCACAGAUGUCGUUUGAUGAUACAGAAAGAGAGCCAGACCAGACCUUUAGUCUGAACCCGGAUGUUACAGGGGAGUUAGAGUAUGCUACAAAAAUUUCUCGUUUUUCAAAUGUCUAUCAUCUGUCCAUUCAUAUUUCAAAAAACUUUGGAGCAGAUACCACAAAGGUCUUCUAUAUUGGCCUGAGAGGAGAAUGGACUGAGCUUCGGCGACACGAGGUGACCAUCUGCAACUAUGAAGCAUCUGCCAACCCGGCAGACCACCGGGUCCAUCAGGUCACCCCACAGACACACUUCAUUUCCUAAGGCUGGCCCAGGCGCCCACAGAUGCGCUGCGUCAGGGAAGAUGUACAGCUGCCUGUUCAGAAGGAUGGAGAUGAGGCUGCAGCGGGAGAGGGCUGCCACAGCCUCUGCCAAGCCUUGUCCUUGGGUCUUGCUGUGGAAACCUGGCCUAUGGAAGAUACCACACCCCUGGGAGAGUGGAGUGGGUCCCGAGGGACAGUCGGCAUUCUCUCGGGCACCACAGGAAUUGGGUCUUAAGCUGGGUGGCAUCUGUCAGUCAUGGAUAAUGCUUGCUUUUCCAGCCAGUGUGGCUAUGGAAUCCCAAGUGUGUUGAUUUGUGGCAGGAUUUUUGUGUGACUUGUUUUUUUAAAAAUGGCAACUCCUGGCUGUAAGAAACCUUCUGAAGCCUCAGCACUAUGUGUAUGAGCCAUCAGAAGGGCCUCUAACUAGAAACUCUUGUCCUUGCUUGCCUGUCCCUGUCAUUGCUCAGUUUUCUCGUCAAGUUGCCCCGCUUGGAGGUGUCUGUCAUGCACAAGUGUUCAUGGGCAGAAGCGUGAUAGCUUGUGGGGAGAGGUCUUCCCUGCUGCCCAGCUAAGCAUUCUGGGAGAGGUUGAAGUCACUGCUGUACUUGUGGGCAACCUGGUUGGUAUAAGAUUGAGACUUAGUUAAUAUCUCACAAGAGAGCAGGGGAUGUAGCUUAACACCUGCUGGCAGGCGUGAGGCCCUGAGUUCAGUUCCUGGUACCAAAAAAAAAAAAAGCCUCUGGGAACCUCCUUAAUGUUUAUUAGCUUCUGACUUGCGUUGUAAGCCCUGUGCCUGAGUUUGGAGGUCUCUUGAGUUCUGUCCAUGGCUUUUAUUCACUGUGACUAAUAAGCUUCCUAAUAAAUCCAUGCCAGACUUCA